Messenger RNA from Xylaria bambusicola, 3202 nucleotides. RefSeq names its product C-1-tetrahydrofolate synthase. Gene Ontology annotation, molecular function: ATP binding; methylenetetrahydrofolate dehydrogenase (NADP+) activity; formate-tetrahydrofolate ligase activity. The record is from RefSeq and is a predicted model, not a curated record. NCBI's taxonomy places the organism in Eukaryota, Fungi, Ascomycota, Sordariomycetes, Xylariales, Xylariaceae. Gene Ontology annotation, cellular component: cytosol. The transcript has 3 exons. Bases 181 to 2844 code for a protein of 887 amino acids. Gene Ontology annotation, biological process: tetrahydrofolate interconversion.
GCCUUCAUUAAAGAUCAUUCAAGGUCCGUUCAUAGCCAACCACUACUAGCCUCGUGGAUUGAUUGCCACUAGCUGAACUAACACGUAUGUAGUCGGUGAUCGUUCUGAUUCCUGUACGUGAGCACUGCUAUGAUUCUAAGCAGCGUCUGAAUUAACACCAAUGAAGCUACAUAUGUUCGCAUGAAACUGAAGGCAGCCGAAGAGGCAAAUAUUAGCUGCGAGCUUGUUCACUAUCCGGAAUCGAUCACGGAGGCAGAGCUCUUGGCAAAAUUGCACGUUCUCAACCAAGAUGCCAAGGUUACCGGUAUUCUAGUCCAAUUGCCUCUUCCCAAGCAUAUCAAUGAGUAUGCUGUCACUUCUGCUGUCGCUGAUGAGAAGGAUGUUGAUGGCUUCGGUACUACUAACAUUGGAGAACUUGCUAAGAAGGGUGGCCACCCGUACUUUAUCCCAUGCACGCCCAAGGGUGUAAUGGUGUUGCUAGAGAAUGCUGGUGUCGACCUCAAGGGGAAAGAUGCUGUAGUCCUCGGCCGAAGCGAUAUAGUUGGCAGUCCCGUCAGCUAUCUACUCAAGAAUGCUGACGCCACAGUUACUGUAUGCCACUCCAAGACAAAAGACCUAGAGGAAAAGUUGAAGAAGGCCGACAUCGUUGUUGCUGCUAUAGGGAAACCUAACUUUGUGAAAGGCGAGUGGUUAAAGCCAGGAGCUGUCGUAAUUGACGUCGGAACCAACUACAUUCCCGAUGCUUCUAGAAAAUCAGGGCAGCGUCUUGUCGGUGAUGUUGACUAUGAGUCGGCGUCUCAGGUUGCCUCUCACAUUACUCCUGUACCAGGCGGUGUAGGCCCAAUGACGGUUGCCAUGCUGUUGCAGAAUGUGGUCGACGCCACGACAAUAUACUUUGAGCGCCAGAAGCAGAGGCAUAUUGUCCCACUCCCUCUGAAACUCCAAACUCCAGUGCCCUCGGAUAUCGAAGUUUCCAGGGCUCAAGCGCCAAAACUGAUCACCCGAGUUGCAGAGGAGGUCGGUAUUGCGCCGGACGAGCUAGAACCUUAUGGUGCAACAAAAGCCAAGGUGGAUUUGACUCUGUUGAAGCGACUUGAUCACCGUAAAAAUGGCCGGUAUGUUGUUGUCACUGGUAUCACACCUACUCCUCUAGGCGAAGGCAAAUCUACCACGACGAUGGGCUUAGCCCAAGCCUUGGGUGCUCAUCUUGGUCGACUGACCUUCGCAAAUGUACGCCAACCUAGCCAAGGUCCUACUUUUGGUAUUAAGGGAGGUGCUGCAGGUGGCGGUUACAGUCAGGUCAUCCCUAUGGAUGAGUUCAAUAUGCAUCUGACAGGUGAUAUCCAUGCCGUUACUGCGGCGAACAAUCUUCUAGCUGCUGCUAUUGAAACUCGCAUAUUUCAUGAGAACACCCAGAAGGAUGGACCUUUGUACAGAAGAUUGGUGCCUCCAAAGAACGGAAAGAGGGUUUUCGCACCAGUCAUGUUCCGCCGACUCAAGAAAUUGGGAAUCGACAAGACGAACCCGGACGAGCUCACGGAAGACGAAAUCCGCCGGUUUGCUCGUCUAGAUAUUGAUCCUGACACUAUCACCUGGAGACGUGUCUUAGAUGUGAAUGAUCGUCAUCUACGAGGAAUCACCGUUGGUCAGGCUCCAACCGAAAAGGGCCAGACAAGAGAAACUGGGUUCGACAUCUCGGUUGCAAGUGAGGUUAUGGCCAUUCUUGCCAUGAGCACCAGCUUGGCUGAUAUGCGAGAACGACUUGGCAGGAUGGUUGUGGCUACCUCACGAUCUGGGGAGCCCGUUACAUGUGAUGACCUCGGAGCUGGUGGUGCUCUGACCGCUCUUAUGAAGGAUGCCAUUAAGCCUAACUUGAUGCAGAGUUUAGAGGGGACGCCCGUGUUCGUGCAUGCCGGGCCUUUCGCCAAUAUCAGCAUUGGAAACAGCUCUAUCCUUGCGGAUAAGAUGGCUCUAAAACUUGCUGGCACUGAACUAGAUGAGGACUACAGUACCAAGGCCGGUUUCGUCGUCACCGAGGCUGGUUUCGAUUUUACAAUGGGCGGCGAGAGAUUCUUCAACAUUAAGUGCCGUGCGUCAGGUCUUGCGCCCGAUGUUGUAGUUAUUGUUGCCACAGUCCGUGCUCUCAAGGUCCACGGUGGUGGUCCUCCAAUUGCCCCUGGUGCUGCUUUAGACCCCGUUUACAAGACGGAAAACGUUGAGAUCCUACGCAAUGGGUGCGUAAACCUCAAGAAGCACAUUCAAAACGCAAGGGCUUAUGGAUGUCCCGUUGUUGUGGCGGUCAAUAAGUUUUCCACGGACACUGACGCCGAAAUCGCUGUCAUUCGGGAAGAAGCCGUCGCUGCUGGUGCGGAGGACGCCAUAUUGGCGAACCACUGGGCCGAAGGUGGUAAGGGUGCCGUUGAUCUUGCAAAGGGUGUCAUUGCUGCUUCUGAGAAGCCUAAGGACUUCAAGCUCCUAUAUGAAGUUGAAGGUGGGUCUGUUCAAGAACGCAUGGAGGCUAUCUGCAAGAAGAUGUACGGCGCUGCAGCAGUUGAAUUCAGUGAACUCGCACAACGAAAAGUCGACACCUACACGAAACAGGGCUUCAGUAAUCUACCUAUCUGCAUUGCUAAGACGCAAUACUCCUUGUCACAUGACCCAGAUUUGAAGGGUGCCCCCACGGGCUUCACUGUCCCCAUCCGUGAUGUUAGGAUGGCGGCCGGUGCAGGAUAUCUGUAUGCUCUCGCUGCUGACAUCCAGACCAUUCCUGGACUGCCCACUGCUCCGGGAUACUUGAACGUCGAUGUUGAUACCGAAACUGGCGAGAUUCAAGGCCUUUUUUAAACAAUAAUUCAUCAACCGUAUGAUCAAUGCAUUUCACAUUUUGGUUGCUGCCAAAUACAUAUAUGUAUAUCCACAAGGCGCUCGGGGGUGUUCGGGCUGGGUGGAGAUUUAGACUCAACUUCAUAGCAUCAAGGGGGAAGGAAACAAUGCAUAGCUUCUCUGAUUCAACUAUAGAGGAGCAGGGAGUACAAAAUCGGUAAAGGAUCAUCUUCAACCAUCUUCUACGAUAUGUUUCACAAAUAAGGUAGAUGGGCAUUGUUUUUUUUUUCAACAUGAUACCUUCAACAGCAACGCGGUAUAAUAGAAAGCUAUAUAGGAUAUAUAUCAAUGAUUUAAUAUACUAUAUCGUAUUAACCGG